Nerophis lumbriciformis (worm pipefish) is the source of this 1833-nucleotide messenger RNA. The record is from RefSeq and is a predicted model, not a curated record. NCBI's taxonomy places the organism in Eukaryota, Metazoa, Chordata, Actinopteri, Syngnathiformes, Syngnathidae.
AUGAUCAGCUCCGUGUGCGUUUCGUCCUACCGAGGGCGCAAGUCCGGCAAUAAACCUCCUUCUAAAUCAUGUCUAAAAGAGGAUUUGUCCAGAGGCGAGGACUCGGAUAAGAUCAUCAUCAACGUAGGUGGCACCCGGCACGAGACCUACAAGAGCACGCUCCGCACCUUGCCGGGCACCCGCCUGGCGUGGCUGGCGCACCCGGAGCCGCAGGUGGGCUCCGAAGAGUCGUGCAACUCUCCGACGCCGACACCGACGCCGCCGCCGCCGCCGCCGCCGAGCAGCAGCGCCGGCGGGGAGCUGUUCUUCGACCGUCACCCGGGUAUCUUCGCCUACGUGCUCAACUACUACCGCACUGGCAAGCUGCACUGUCCUGCCGAUGUGUGCGGGCCGCUCUUCGAGGAGGAACUGGCCUUCUGGGGCAUCGACGAAACGGACGUGGAGCCGUGCUGCUGGAUGACUUACCGCCAGCAUCGCGACGCCGAGGAGGCCCUGGAGACCUUCGAACCGCCCGAGCCGGAUGACAACACAGACGACGACGGUGACAUGCCGCGGCGCUUCGGCAUCGAGGAGUGCCCGGGCAGGUCUAGGGGUUGCUGUGAAGUUUGGCAGCCAAAGAUAUGGGCCCUUUUUGACGACCCGUACUCGUCCAGAGCAGCCAGGGGAGUGGCCUUGGCAUCCCUUUUCUUCAUUCUGGUGUCCAUCACCACCUUCUGCCUGGAGACCCACCAAGCAUUCAACGAGCUCCAGAACCGCACAGAGCGCGUGCUUGUGGGCAACGUGACACGGGAAGAGGUGCGUGUGGAGAUGGUGACUAAGCCGAUCCUCACCCUGGUGGAAGGCAUAUGUGUGCUUUGGUUCACUUUUGAGUUCAUGGUGAGGAUUGCAUGCUGCCCAGACAAGCUGCUUUUUAUCAAGAACUCACUGAACAUCAUCGACUUUGUGGCCAUCCUGCCCUUCUAUUUGGAGAUGGGCCUGAGCGGCCUGUCGGCCAAGGCGGCCAAUGACGUCCUAGGUUUCCUACGAGUGGUCCGCUUCGUCCGCAUCCUUCGGAUUUUCAAGCUUACUCGACACUUUGUGGGUCUGCGCGUACUUGGGCACACGCUAAGGGCGAGCGUCAACGAGUUUCUGCUACUCAUCAUCUUCUUGGCUCUGGGAGUUCUUAUAUUCGCCACCAUGAUUUACUACGCCGAACGCAUCGGAGCCAGUCCACAAGAUCCCACCGGUGCCAAACACACACACUUCAAGAACAUCCCCAUCAGCUUCUGGUGGGCUGUUGUCACCAUGACCACACUAGGCUACGGAGACAUGUACCCGCAGACGUGGCUGGGCAUGAUGGUGGGGGCCUUGUGCGCCCUGGCAGGAGUGCUGACAAUCGCCAUGCCUGUGCCGGUUAUCGUCAACAAUUUUGGGAUGUACUACUCACUGGCCAUGGCAAAGCAGAAGCUCCCUAAGAAAAAGAAAAAGCACAACCCCAACCCCGACGCGCAGACCGACUCGGCUUCCUUCGGCAAGUCGGAUAGCAAUUCAUGCAGGGAAAGCACUCAGAGUGACAUGUGUCCACUCGCUGCCGACGACAACCGAACAGACUCCAAGCAGAACGGCGACGCCAACGUGGCCCUUUCUGAGGAGGAAGGCUGCAGCCUGACCCAGCCGCUGUCCCCCAGUGAGAAAUGGUCCCUGCGCUGUCCCCGGGGGAGAGAUCGCACCAAGAAGGAAGCCACCUGUUUCCUGCUAACCCCUGGAGAGCCCAGCGUCCACUAUGAAACUUGUAAAGACAAGAUGGCAGGCCCUGCAACCUAUACGAAAGCAGAUGUCACCUCAAUGACCUGA